CCUCCAUGUUUCAGAGCAGGUGUCGAGGGAAAAUAACUGGUGUCAGAGAAUAUGUUUAAGUUUGUGUGGAGGUGGUGGUGAUGGGGGUAGAUAUUCGUCCGGGGGGGAGGACCCACGCAGCCCGAGCAAAACGAGAGAGAGAAAAAGUUGUGUGAAGUUUUGUGAGUUCCUUGGUGGAAAACUUGUUGGUUCAGUCCGACGGUUGGUAACGGCCGCUGCGACGGCAGGAGCCCGGACUGACUGACAGACGGACGGAAGAUGGCGCGGCGUUGCGGCCGUGCCACGUCUCUUUUGAGCGGACAAAUCCACUUUUGUUCGAGAUCCGCGACGAAGUCCGCUGUUUGGAUGUGUUUGUGCCUUCUGUUCCGUUCCGCUGCAGAGGCCGGACUCUACACCGCCACCGACCAGAUCAUUUCUUUGACUCCGGACACGGUUCCGUCGGUUCUGGUCAACUCCACCGCCGUUAUACUGGUGGAGUUUUACGCUUCGUGGUGCGGACACUGCAUCUCAUUUUCUAAGACUUACAAAACUCUGGCGAGAGACAUUAAAGAAUGGAAGCCAGCUGUGGACCUGGCAGCUAUGGACUGUGCUGCAGACGUGAAUAGAUUUACCUGUGGCAUGUUCGGUAUCAGAGGAUAUCCAAGUAUAAAGUUAUUUCGUGCUUAUUCCAAACCUGAGUCAACAGGACAGAUCUUAAGAGGUUUUCCUCGUGACCUUCAAGGUCUCCGACACUUAAUUAUAGACAAACUAGAGAAGCAUGAGGAGCCCUGGCCCCCAGCCUGCCCCCCCCUGGAACCUGCCAGUCAAGCAGAGAUUGACAGCUUCUUCGAGACCAAUAACGUCCAACACCUGGCCUUGAUCUUUGAGAAUGUCAAUUCUUACGUAGGCCGAGAGGUAACGCUCGACCUGUUACAGUUUGAUAACAUUGCAGUACGGAGAGUCCUGAACACUGAGGAGGGUCUGAUAACCAAACUGGGAGUUACUGAAUUCCCAUCAUGUUACCUUUACUACCCUGGAGGCAACUACACCAGACUGAGAGUUAAUAUCGAGGCCCGUACUUUCUACUCUUACGCCCUCCAGAGGUUACCAGGAGUGGUGCGGUCAGGGAAACCUCCACCGGUUAAAACAGAACUCUUACAAAACAACACAGAGGAGCCAUGGAAACCCUUCAACAGGUCCAGGGUGUAUAUGGCAGAUCUGGAAUCAACGCUGCACUACUCUCUACGUUCAGAGCUCGCAGCUUAUCCUUCCAUCAGAGGUGCUGCCCUCAAUGCUCUCAAAAAGUACAUCUCAGUCCUCAAAAAGUACUUCCCGGGCCGUCCUAUGGUGAUGAACUUGUUGUGGUCUGCUGACUCUUGGCUUCAGAAGCAGACUGGUGAUGCUGUGUCCUAUGAGGCAUUCAGGGAGAUACUGGACAACUCAGAGCAGUUGCCAGACACUGCUUUGCCUGAAGGACUGACGUGGGUCGGCUGUCAGGGUUCACAGCCUCACUUCAGACGGUAUCCAUGUGGAGUGUGGACUCUGUUCCAUGUUCUUACAGUGCAGGCCAUGAACUCCUCAGAUCCCCAGGAGGUUCUGUCUGCAAUGAGGGACUACAUUGGUAUAUUCUUUGGCUGCAGGCCAUGCGCUGAACAUUUCAAGACCAUGGCAGAGGAGAGUAUGGCAGAAGUAAUUACCACAAAAAUGGCAGUACUGUGGCUUUGGACCAUCCACAACCGUGUAAAUAACAGACUGGCAGGUGCACUGAGCGAAGACCCCAACUUUCCCAAGAUCGAGUGGCCUUCACCAGAAUUGUGUUCGGCCUGCCAUACGGUGAAGGAGAACGGAGACCAUAAGUGGAAUCAGGAGGAGGUUCUCCCUUUCUUCGUGUCUUACUACUCCAAAAACACAAUCCUCACAGACUACCUUGAAGAUGAAAGUCUGAUCCUGGAAAAACAGAGGGAAAAACACGCUUCAGAAGCAAGAAAACGAGUUGGAAGACAAGCUGGAGAGGCCACAGGCUCCAUGACAAACCCUCUAUCAACACAACCCACUGCGCAAGAACAUGAAGAGGAGGAGGACAACGAAGAAGAGGAAGAAGGGCCUCAGGAUGAAGCAGUGGUAGACGAAGAAGCACGUUAUGUUGAUGGAGCAGAGGAGAUGGUGAGUAAGACAUCUGAGUCUCCCUGGUCCAAAUCAGACCUAGGGAGCAGGCGGCAGGUGCACAGGAAGCUGAGCAUCGUGGGAAUAAGGAUGCGAGAGCAGCAGGAAGACAUCGUGGAUUUGGAUUCCUUUGUCAACCGGCACUACAAGGCCAAGGCGCUACGCCUUGCUGCAUCCAGCCGAGUCAAACAACGCACACUGCAGAGGAAGGAGGAGCAGGAACCAGCACCAGUGUUCGGCCUUGGCAUGGAGCUGGACGGGGGCCUUGGCAUGGUCGGCUUGCAGCCGCUGGAGACACACUUUAACAUAGAUGUGGGGCAGCCAGGGAAACGACUACAGAAGCGAGAACUGACAGGGGAGUACUUUGGAGCAGAGGUGGAGAUGAGCCAUAGGAGACGCUGGAUGACGGCGUUAAGCAUUGGAUUCUCCAAAGUGGACAUCAGCCUGUGUGUCAUUCUUUACUUCCUCUCCUUUAUGUGUCUUCUGGCCAUGUACCUGUUCUUUAAAAACCGCCUGAGGCUACGGCGAGCAAAAACAGCCCUGCCUUGAACCAAAGAGUAUUCACAGUGUGACUUACCUGAAUGACUAACAUCCCUUAGGUUCAUAUGGCGCAGAUCAGAGUUAAUGUCGGGGGUGUGUCCAGAUUAGUUCCACUCUAAUUAGUCCACUUGACCACAGCCACAGAAGGCAGAGGCCUGGUUCAGUGAUGUUUUACCCAGUGUUGUGGUUGUGGUAAGUUUGGGAGCUGGAGAGGAGGAGAAGGGAAAAUUAGUAGCAGAUUAACUUGAAAAUCUUUUUUUUUUAAAUCAGUGCAGUUUUGUAAGCUUAUACCUAAUCCGGCCACCAGAGCUUUUCACCUCAGCUGUGGAAAAUAUGAGUUUAGAGAUUUAUAUUUCCAUGAGUUUGUGGAAGUGAAAGGUGAUCACUUGAGCUUUUAAUUCUGUUUGACCACUUAAAGAAUAAAUUAAAUCCAGUAUGAAAUGAAUGGGUUUUUUAAAUUUAUAUGAAAUUAAUACAACUAAUGUGUUUUUUUUUCUGUUUCACUGAAGUUAUGUGUCUUUAUAUAUGAUGAUUUUACAAAAUUUCAUAAGAAAAUGAAAAUAACUUACACUGCUUCUCUGUGUAGUAAAAAUAGGACCAAAAAUAAUGUUUUAGAAUCUUUUUCCAUAUAUUUCGUGUCUGAUUGUGAAUUUUUAAAGGCCAAUAUAAUAAUGCAAAACCCUGGGGAAAAAAAUCUGUACUGUCUCAAAUGUGCAAUUUUGACCUAGAAACUGGAAAAGUGUUGAAAUUCAAAGAAAUAAAUUAGUAAAUUAAUCAAACUAAACUCCAAAAAUCUAGGCAAUUCUUUGGACAAGUUAAAUUGUUUAGCGGUUAUGAUGCCUCAGUUUUAACAGUUGCUCCUGAGAAGCCUCUAUCAGAGCUGAAUUCUCUCUUUGAAAUGGCUUAUUGGCACCAUCACAUUAAUCUCUAAUAUCUAUACAUAAAAAUAAUGUAAUAGGAAAUAUUUGAAUGAUUUUCCUUACAUAGAACAGCUGAAUGUGAAUUAAAACACCAGUGAUUUAUGCUAUGUUUCAGAAGUCUACCAAUAUAAAAUCUUUUUUUUUUCUUCCAGACAGUGUCUUGAUGUUUUGGAUCAUGUUCCAUAAUUCAUUUGGUUUUGUCCCAUAUCAGCAGGUCUACUCAUCUGUUGUUGGAGAAUUAUUGCAGUGUAUUUUUGAAAAGUAGCAGGUCCUGCUAACGUCCACCAGAAACCAGUGAGGCCCAUUGGCUGUUGCACUGGUGAGGCUUAGAUGAUUUGAUACUGACAGUUACAUCACUUCUGUGAGUAUUACAUCACACUGCUGAGUCUACAGAUGCACCUGCUCAACCACAGACUCGAUUUAUGAAGUGUUGUAUUCUGAGCAAUGCAUAUGUUCACACUGGAACAGGUUUUAGAAUAAGCAGGAUUUGGUUUUUUUUGGUCACAAUGUAAAUCUUCACUGUUCAUCUAAAACAAAACUGAUUCUGUUUUUUGUUUGUUUCUUCACUUCUGUCUGAGUUCAAUAAAGUUAUUUUUGAUAAAGACUCAA
Messenger RNA from Sphaeramia orbicularis (orbiculate cardinalfish), 4211 nucleotides. RefSeq names its product quiescin Q6 sulfhydryl oxidase 1 (gene qsox1). Gene Ontology annotation, cellular component: Golgi membrane. Bases 259 to 2691 code for a protein of 810 amino acids. The transcript is spliced from 13 exons. NCBI's taxonomy places the organism in Eukaryota, Metazoa, Chordata, Actinopteri, Kurtiformes, Apogonidae. Gene Ontology annotation, molecular function: flavin-dependent sulfhydryl oxidase activity; protein disulfide isomerase activity. Gene Ontology annotation, biological process: protein folding. The record is from RefSeq and is a predicted model, not a curated record.